AUGGAUAGUGUUAAAGUAACAAACGUUCAAAUUCAUGGCGUUAAAGACAGUAUACAAAAUGAAGUUAAUUUGGAAGAAACCUCACCUUCCCACGUUGACACUUCUACCGAUGGUAAACCAACUAUUUCAAACAUUACACCUAAUAAGCAACAAACCCAUUCAACACCUCAAAAAGAAAAUAUAUCAGAUCCAAAAGGGCAUAAUUUAUCUACUACUACUCAAACUUCUUCAACGUCUGGUUCUCAUGAUAUGAACGUAUUGAAGACGACAACAGCAAACUACACACCUGAGUCAGUCAACUUUUCUUCACCCUCCACACCAAUAGAUUCUAACACUUUAGGUUCCUUUAACCAAUUUAGUGUAAAUCCGGAAAAGACAACUCCGGGACAACCCAAUAGUCCUAAUAAUGCUGCGAAAGCAAAACCUUUUGUAUGCACUGUGUGCAACCAAACUUUCAGCCGUCAACAUAAUCUCAAGUCUCACGCUCUAACACAUUCACAGGAAAAACCUUUCCAAUGUGAUAUAUGUCAGCACUUCUUUCGAAGGCAUCAUGAUUUGAAAAGGCACCAAAAGUUACAUACAGGUGAAAAACCAUAUCAAUGUCCGCAUUGCAAAAGAAGUUUUGCAAGAUUAGAUGCUUUAAAUAGACAUUUAAGAGCAGAAAGUUUUUGUGGGGGACCACAAAAAAAAAUUUACAGCACAGACUCAAAGAUAGAGCAGCAGCAACAACUACAGCAACAACCGCCACCCAUUCACCUAUCGCCACAACAAACUACGCCACAGCCACAAUUACUGUCUAUCCAAUCCCAGCCGCAAGGUGAUAUUACAACCAAAUCUCCAAAUCAACAACCAGAUCCGAAGGCAAAUGCAUCAUCACAACAAAUAGUGCAACCUCAACAACAAUUCAAAAAACCUCAAGAAGAUUUGCAAAACAAGCAAACAACAAAUUUAUCAAAUAAUAAUAAUAAUUCCCAAGCGAAAACCGAUAUCUCACGACAACAAUCUCAAGAUUUUUACAAAAGACAACAAAUGAUCCAACACGAUCAAUAUCAUGCAUGGCAACAUCAACCAUUACAAACUCAACAAUCAGCACAAAUUCAGUCAAUUCCAUCCCCCAAUACACAAUCUUUAGCUAAACCAGUUCAAAAUCUCGUUAUUCCUAAUUCUACACAUCACCAAUUCGUAUUUCCAGUGGAAACUCCCGCAUCAAUAUCUACUAAUGCAACAGCUCCUCAUUAUCAAAUGCAAUAUUCACAUAAUCAAUCGGAAUUUAACGUACAAGUUCCAGAUUCUCAACGUAGACCACCUGAAGCUUUGAUGUCAAAUGAACAGGAUAUAGAUGGACGCGUUAUUCAUAACAAAGCAUCCUCACAGAGAGAAAUGCAGCUUAUUGGAAGAAAUAACUAUUUGGAAGAGCGAGUUCGAGAAUUGGAGAAUGAAGUUAUUAAUGAACGAAAAUCGCGCGCUCGACGUGAAUUUUUAGAAACUAAAGUCACUGAACUUGAGAUAGAGAAAAAACUUCUCAAGCAACUUCUCUUGGAACGGGAUACUAAUGGGAGUUUGGAUACAAGUCAAAAUCAUGAAAAAAAACGUAAAUCAACUUCAUCAAUGGAAUCACCAAAUCCUUCUAAACAUCAAAAAGAUGGUGAUCGUAUCAUAAUUCAACAAUCAUCACAAUAG
Messenger RNA from Diversispora eburnea, 1680 nucleotides. Lineage: Eukaryota; Fungi; Glomeromycota; Glomeromycetes; Diversisporales; Diversisporaceae. The record is from the annotation of a GenBank genome assembly.